Molecule: messenger RNA, 381 nt
Organism: Pelobates cultripes (western spadefoot toad)
Lineage: Eukaryota; Metazoa; Chordata; Amphibia; Anura; Pelobatidae
Source: the annotation of a GenBank genome assembly
AUGCCCUUCUUUUAUGGCUCACAUGCCAAAGUGACCCGCAAAUCCCGACGGAUCAUAAGGCCACGCGACUGCGCAGAGGUCAUUGCGGACUGGGCCCUCUACUCACCACAUUUCGAGCUGGAAAUAGCCAUGGAGAUGGGCCGCACAAAGCCAAAGACACCCUGCAGUACGAGAGACAUCGGCAAGCUGCUCACGGUCACGCCGCAACUGAUAAAAACAGAGAAGGCUGCAAGAGAGGGCCCCACAGACCUGUCAGACGAUGAGGGCAGUCAGACGAUGAGGGCAGUCAGCCUCAUGCUAGGCCUAGCAACCUUACCACAUCAACCCCAGGCAUGUCCAUGGAGCCACAGUCCUCAGCUCCCUCCACCAAACAGGACAUAG